UCAUACAAAUUCAUCUGCCAUUGCCAAAACACAAAUCAACCAAAUUCCAUCUCAGUUCAGAGGUUUUGUGAUGAGUUUUAUCGUCGGAAGAUUGGCGGCAGGCAAAGAAGGCGCUUACUUCUUACAAAAAUCCAAGCACGCCGUCGGUCGACUCGUUGAAAAAACCAAUAAGUCCACCACUGCCGUCACUAAUCGUCCUCCGGCGCCCACAAUUCAUGAAGUCCCUGACAACCAAAGCGAUAUCCUUCCGGAGAUUUUGAAGCAUAAUUUACCGUCAAGGAUUUUCCGACCACCUUCCGAUUCGACUCUGUCGACUGGAUCCAAGUGGCUUCUCAACUCCGAUGAAAGCAACGGCGUCUCUUCUGUAUCACGUGAUGCUAUAAACCCUCUUAGGGCUUACGUAUCCCUUCCCCAAGUCACUUUUGGACCCAAAAGAUGGCAGUUUCCUAACACAGAGCAUUCAUUUUCUCCUUCAACCGCAAAUGAACUGCGUAAUGACAAGUACACCCCAAUUAAUCCUGAGAAGUUGAAGGCUGCAGCUGUUGGAUUAUCACAAAUUGCAAAAGCAUUUGCUGCUGCCACUGUUAUUAUCUUUGGUGGAGCCACAUUGACUAUUGGACUUGCAGUUUCACAGCUUGAGCUACAUACAACUGAUGAUAUUCGAACCAAAGGAAAAGAUAUCAUUCAACCAAAAUUCGAAUCAAUCAAGGAACAAAUGGGCCCUUUAAGAACUUGGGCAGAAGGAGUAGCUAAGGAAUGGCAUAUGGAGAAAAAGGAAGACAUGAAAGAGAAGCCUCUAAUUAAAGAGCUUUCAAGAAUGUUGGGUGCCAAAAGAUUUACCUAAUAAGUCAAAAGUCAGUAGAUUUCUUCUACUUUGUUAUACAUGCGAAUGAUCAUUUU
Messenger RNA from Lactuca virosa, 900 nucleotides. The record is from the annotation of a GenBank genome assembly. NCBI's taxonomy places the organism in Eukaryota, Viridiplantae, Streptophyta, Magnoliopsida, Asterales, Asteraceae.